Molecule: messenger RNA, 1227 nt
Organism: Paramecium octaurelia
Lineage: Eukaryota; Ciliophora; Oligohymenophorea; Peniculida; Parameciidae
Source: the annotation of a GenBank genome assembly
AUGGAUAGCGAUUUUACGAUCUAAAAUCUAAUACCUAAAUCUUUGGUUUAAGAGUUCGGAUCUCCUUUAUACGUUUAUGAUGAAGAGAUUAUAAAACGAUAGUGCCAAACUAUAACUACUGCCCUAAAGAAUUCAUUUGAUUAAGGGGCUAAAGUAUUGUAUGCUUGCAAAGCCAACACUAAUCCAAACAUUUUAAAAAUAAUGAGAUCAAAUGGAGUGCAUGGCAUAGAUGCUGUAUCGCCAAAUGAAGUAGAAGUAGCUUUAUAGGCUGGAUUUCUUAAUAAUCAAAUUACCUAUACAGCAAAUUAUAUGACAAAAGAGGAAAUCGAAUAUGCAAUCCAGAAAGGAGUGAUUCUAAAUGUUGGUGAGAUAGAUACAUUAAAAAAGUUAAUUGCAUAUUAAGCUGAAGUGAUUAUCAGAUUAAAUUUGGACAUUGGAAUUGGUCACCAUAAUCAUGUUAACACAGGGGGAAAUGAUAGUAAAUUUGGUAUCAAUCUCAUGUGGAAGGAAUAGCUCUCUGAAAUUCAAAAACAGGGCGUCAAAAUUAUUGGAUUGCAUCAACACAUGGGCAGCAAAAUUAUGAAGAAAGAUCAUGAUUCUUAUUUAUUAGGAAUUGAGAAAUUAUUUUAGGCUGCCACCUAAGAAUUAGAAUUACCUUAUUUAAAAUAUAUAGAUAUUGGAGGCGGCUUUGGAGUGAAAUACCAAGACUAUGAAGAAACUAGUGAUUUAAAUCUUUUAUUCUCAGAAAUCAAAAAACUAUAUGAUAAAUAUUUCAUUAAUGUCAAACCAAUGUUAUUUAUUGAACCUGGAAGAUAUUUGAUAGCUGAAUCAGGAUAUUUACUUUGCACAGUUUAAGCAAUCAACACUAAUAAAUCAAGAACAUUUGUUGGAACUGAUUCAGGAAUGCAUCAUCUGAUAAGGCCAGCCUUGUACGAGUCCUAUCAUGAAAUUAUAAACUCAGAAUAGAAAUAAGUGGAACCAAGAAUCGUGACUGUUUGUGGAAAUAUCUGCGAAAGUGGAGAUUUGCUAGGUGUGGAUAGAAACCUAAAGGUCGAAGUUAGUGAUGUUCUUGUUAUUUAAAAUGGUGGAGCUUAUGGAUUUUCUAUGAGUUCCAAUUACAAUUUAAGAGAAAGACCUGCAGAAAUUUUGGUUAGAGACAGCAAACCAUAUAUCAUAAGAAAAAGAGAAACUUUAGAUUAUCUAUUAGCAAACGUAGUGAUAUUAUGA